UGUACAGGUGUUCCUAAUAAAAUGAACGGUGUGUGUAUGUGUUCACAUCAAACAUUAAUAAUAAAUGUAAAGCACUUAUUGCACUAAGCUAAGCCUACUAGUGAGCAUGCUAUAGUUAUAUAGAGUGACCAUGACAGAGUACAGAGAUCCCAAUAAUGUGGAAAAUGUAAAUAGUAGGGUAGAAAAACAGGUAAAGGGUGUGUAGAUUAGCUCAUAUGUCGAGGAGUACACCUUCACUCAUGCGUCAGAAAGAAGGCUGCUGCCUCAGCUUGAGCAGUCCUCUAUGGGUGAGUGAGUCUUCACAGUUGGAUGGAAUCAUUGGAAGAUACAGCGUGAUUUCCUGAACCACUAUGGCACCAUCUUGGAAGAAUCACAGGAGUGCAGUAAGAGAAGGAGCUAUUUGCUUUGUGCUGGGAGCAGUGGGAGGAUGUGCAUUAGGAGCCACAGUGACUCCAGUACACCAGGCCAUGACUGAGAUUAUCUCAGGGUCACUACUGAAUCCAGUCAUGGAUGGAGUGAGGACUGUGGGGCCACUGGGUUUGGGAACUUUGCUAGGAGCGACUGCGAUAUCCACAACAAUGGCCUCAGCUGCAGCAGGAGUGACUGUGGCUGCUUUAGUUAGUUUGCUGCUCAUAACGCAAAAGAAAACGGAGUCUACGAGUGGAUUUGUGUGGAUUGCAGCUGGGAUAGCUGCGUCCGUUUGCACAACAUCCUGUGGAGCAGCAAUUGGGUUUAUUAUAGAGAAACACAUCAUGAGGUCUGGGGUUGUGGCACUACUCUGGGCUCUAGGGAUAUUCACUGUGCUGAAAGCAUUCAUUCACACUGUUGUACGGCUGGCAUGCAGAGAAAGGGAGUGCUGUAGCAUCCUUGCCACUCAGGCUGAAGAGCAAUACUACGAGAGAUUAUAUAUUUUGGAGGCUGAGCAGAGAGAGAAAGUCAUUGUGGAGAUUGAACAGAUGAUGAUAGCUUUUGAGACAGAAAAAAGCCAUGAUGGAGAGAAUGAGCAGGAUUUCAGAGGUGCCUGGGAGGCCCAGCGACAGAACAGAGAGGAUAUGGAUAAACAGCGAAGGAAAGCAAGAGAGCUGACUUUGGAGCAAAGGAGCAUUCAGGAGCGUCUGAAAAAUGUUGUAGCCAAAUAUUUAGAGCUUCUGACUUUCUCCAGCAUUCCAAUGACAGUGACUGCCGCUGUAACUGCUGGCUUUGGAAUCUUUGGAUUCGGAGACUACAGAUUUGUUUUUGUUGGCCUAUUGACCCUAGUCCUCUGUACGGCCUUCAUGUUAAUGAGGUCGAUGCCUUUGAACUUUUGGAUGUUCACAGCCUGUGUAGGAAUGUUUGCCACAUUCACUAUUGCUGUGCUCACACUGCAUGCAGGACAGGAAGUACUGGAGAUGUCUGUAAGAAUGCGGAAGGCUGGACAGGUACUAAGUAAGGAGAGCAUUGCCACCAGGAUGGACCACAAAUCUUCACUAGAAGCCAUAGCAUCAGGGUUUUUUGUAUCCAAAAUGUUCCAGAUUGCUUUAGGUGCCAUGGUUGGAGGUCCAUUAGAUCAAAAAGUGUUGGAUAAAGUUAUAGUGGGAGCAUCUGUUACAACAUUAGCUCUUCUUUCAAUAGUUAAAGCCUUGUCAGUAGCUCUUGGGAUUGGUGGUGUGACAGGGGCAUUGCUGGGGGCACUAGGGGCAGCUGGGGUGUCUAUGGGGGCAGCUGCAGCUGUAGCAGUUCAGUGCUCCUCGUGGGCAGGAACCAUAAGCGCCAUAGCUGGGAUGCUAUCUGGAGCUUUAGCCACUGGAAACUGGGACAUCGCUAACAUUGGACUGCAGGUGCUUGUGGCCUACGUGUUUGCUAUGAUAAAUCCUUACUGACUGAUUUCUGGCGUGAGGACUGAGGAUUUUAACCACAGCCUAAUGAAUGGUACUUAAAAAUUUACAUCCUUCAGCUGCAGCUCAGCAUGGUGCUGCUCCAGUGCAAUUGUCAGCUGAAAACAUGAAACAUGAUUUUUUCCUGGAGAGUAAUUUAACAGUUCAACCACCAACAGACCAGCUUUCAGUAAUCUGUGUUCAAAGUUAUACUUUUUACCACUGUACUGUACCACUUGCGUGUUAAAC
Molecule: messenger RNA, 2102 nt
Organism: Pangasianodon hypophthalmus (striped catfish)
Lineage: Eukaryota; Metazoa; Chordata; Actinopteri; Siluriformes; Pangasiidae
Exons: 2
Coding region: 351-1859 (502 amino acids)
Source: RefSeq, a predicted model, not a curated record